AUGCCCGAGGUCCGUCGUUCCAGCAACGUGACGAGGACGCUGUCGGGUGCCAGCAACGCCGCCGCCGCCGCCGCCGAUGCCGCCGACGAACCGUCGACGCCCAUAUCUCCCACUGCUUCCGCUUCCGUCGCUGCCGCCGCCGCCGAUCAACCGAGCAAUGUCAACUCGCAGCCUUCGGGACGGGUAUCGACCAGUACAAGGCUAGGCAGCCUGGUCAUCCAAGAACGGAGUCACGACGACAGCGGCAACGCCAGAAAUGAAGACGACGACGACGAUGCUACCGCGACGGCGCAGCACCCCGAACAGGAUACCAUCUACAGGGCCAAGGACGAAACCGCCGGCGGCGGCGGAGGCGGCGGCGGCGGCAGCAGUCUCCUCCCGCACAGCUCCGCGACGGCCGCCGACGGUCUCCCCAGACGGAGCCUCUCGUACGCCCUGCGACCCCAGGCCGAGGCCUACUACGACUCCCGGGCCGCCACGCGCCGGGAGUGGAGGCGCCGCGGCCGGACCCUGGAGGAGUACUACAACGACAACCCGGACCUGCUGCCCCAGCUCCCCUUCACGUGGCGUCACGGCAAGCGACGCUGGCGCCUGUGGUUCUUCGCCUUCAUCGUCUUCGUCGACGCCUCGGCCGUGCCCAUAGCCCUGUACUUUGGGCUCAAGUACGCCGGCCACGUCGAAGAGUACAUCAUCUUCGCCGUCGUCACCUCCAUCUGGGGCGGUCCCACCUACGUCGAGUUCGCCGUCCGCACCCUCCGCCUGCUCAAGAAGGAGCACUUCUACCGCCCGCUCGGCAGCACCAGCCGCUGGUCCUCGGACAUGACCACCUGGGCCUCCAGCCUGGCCAUUUUCGUCCUCACCGUGCUCUUCAUCGUCGGCAGCGCCCCGCACGACGCCUGGAACCGCGUAAUCUCCAUGGCCGCGCCCUCGCUCCUCUGGACCCUCGGCGGCGUGCUCUUCGCCAUCACCAUGCUGCACCGCUUCAACAUCAGGGCUCCCUUCCGCAUCAGCUCUACCUCCAAGGGUGAAAAGGUUCUACCCGGUGCAUACUACUUCAUAGAAGACGUCAUGGCCGUCAACGCCCGCUGCGGCAGACCCUACCGAGAGGCCCUGGCUGCCCGGUACCGCUCCAGUCCGCGUUUCCGCCAGAUGCUCUACGAGCAGUCCAUGUUCUGGUCCGUGCCCUCGCUCAUCCUGGCCGCCGUCCUGACCGUCAUAGCCAUCAUCCCCCAGGUCCCGGAGGACUGGGGCUACGGCGUAUGCUGGGUAGCCCCCUUCCUCUGGAUGUUCGUGUGGGGAUGCAUCUCCAUCCGCUGGUGCAAGAAGAGCAUGGUCAGGGAGCGUCUGGAGUGGGAGGCCGGGAUCAACCCCGACAUCGUCAACAACACCUAG
Molecule: messenger RNA, 1392 nt
Organism: Geosmithia morbida
Lineage: Eukaryota; Fungi; Ascomycota; Sordariomycetes; Hypocreales; Bionectriaceae
Exons: 3
Coding region: 1-1392 (463 amino acids)
Source: RefSeq, a predicted model, not a curated record